This is a messenger RNA of Alternaria incomplexa, 1182 nucleotides long. RefSeq lists its product as uncharacterized. Gene Ontology annotation, cellular component: nucleus. Gene Ontology annotation, biological process: inositol phosphate biosynthetic process. The record is from RefSeq and is a predicted model, not a curated record. The coding region runs from base 1 to 1182 and encodes 393 amino acids. Gene Ontology annotation, molecular function: ATP binding; inositol-1,3,4,5,6-pentakisphosphate 2-kinase activity. The transcript has a single exon. Lineage: Eukaryota; Fungi; Ascomycota; Dothideomycetes; Pleosporales; Pleosporaceae.
AUGGUUUCCAUACGACUCACCCAGGAUGAAAUGCACCACCUUUCGGAAGAGCAGGGAAAUGGCCAGACGCGCUGCUGUGUACAGGCGACGAAUGCGACACCAGCUGGGUCGCAUGUGACUUUUGGUUAUCUGAACAAAGGAGCUGCAAAUGUCAUAUUCAAGAUCAGACCCGAGACCAGCACUGUCGCGACACGUUUCCAGUUCGUCGAUGUACUUUCCAAAGACAAAAAAACUGGCGUAGCAACAUCAGUACCCCAUCGAAGCCUGAUGGGAAGAGUCCUCCGCGUACCCAGAGGCGGCCAGAAACAUCUUUCGUCCCUAGAAAUCCUGGACGGCUUCGAGCAUGCAAUCCGGCCACUCUUCCUCCCAGGUCCACGGAACAACCCCCAACAGCCCGCUCGCGAUCUCACAAAGCACCUCAUGGACCACGAAGGCGUAUUGCUCCUACCAGACGUCAUGAGCCACCUCUACACGCGCGUCGAAAAGCACACCUUCGCAACCCCACAGUCGCGACGAAAGUGCUGGGGCAUCCUCCUCCCAGACAUGUCGCCCACACCCGGUACAUCCAUCACCCUCGAAGUAAAACCGAAAUGGCUCGCGCAAUCCCCCAACGCACCCGCUGGAGCAAUCCGCUGCCGCACCUGCGCCAUGCACGUUUCCGUACCCAAGAAACGGGAUAACUAUAUCUGUCCCCUGCAGUUACUGCAUGGAAACUCCUCGUCCCUACUACCAUGGUCCCAAGCAACAGUUUCCCAGCAAUUCGACAGCAAUACUGGUAAAGAAACCCGACCAUCCCCCGUCGUCAUCUCCGCGCUUGUAAAAGCUCUUGUGGAUUACCUUACCAUCGGCGACGGCCUCGCGCUCCUGCAACACCUCCUCAAUCUGCAGAGUUCGCUUGAUCCGCGGGGUGUGCUUUGUCGACCUAAGAGUAGUGCGGAGGCAUUUGAUCACAAUCUUAGGCUGGCCAUGACGCUGAGGGACUGUUCGAUGUUCAUCAAGGUUGCGUACGAUAAGGCUGGUGUUACGGGGAUAGAAUCGAAAUUAGGGGAUUUGGACUUCAAGUCUGCGGAGAAGAUUGUGGAUUGGAUGGAUAAGGAGAGGGGGUUAUUGCUGGAUGGGUCGUAUACGAAGAAUGUGAAGGAGGGGCCGGUGUGUUGGCUUCAGAGGGGUUUGGGCGUUUGA